This is a messenger RNA of Gigantopelta aegis, 3136 nucleotides long. Its product is annotated as dihydrolipoyllysine-residue succinyltransferase component of 2-oxoglutarate dehydrogenase complex, mitochondrial-like. Gene Ontology annotation, biological process: tricarboxylic acid cycle. Gene Ontology annotation, cellular component: oxoglutarate dehydrogenase complex. Gene Ontology annotation, molecular function: dihydrolipoyllysine-residue succinyltransferase activity. Bases 49 to 1452 code for a protein of 467 amino acids. Lineage: Eukaryota; Metazoa; Mollusca; Gastropoda; Neomphalida; Peltospiridae. The record is from RefSeq and is a predicted model, not a curated record. The transcript is spliced from 13 exons.
GUGACCUCCGGAGUUUGCGCACUCGGCCGGUGGCUCACUAAGGCCGCCAUGCUUGUGUCAAGAUUGCGGAUCUUUCCGCGUUAUAUGAGAUUGUUUUCUGUCUGUAGAUCGCAGGCAGCGAAGCCAAAGGGAAAUGUGUCCAAUUGUCAAGAAAGACCUGAUACACUUUACAAGACAUGUCUUCUUGGCAACAGUUCAUGCAGACACAUAUAUUUGAACCGGAUCCAGGUUGUUGGAAAUGGAAGUCGUAGCAUUCACAGGUCUUCAGUCAUAUAUGAAGACAAAAUUGUUAACACUCCACCUUUUGCUGAAUCUGUCACAGAAGGAGACAUCAGAUGGGAGAAAGCUAUAGGUGAUGCUGUAUCGGAGGAUGAAGUUAUUGCAGAAAUUGAGACUGACAAGACUUCUCUCCAAGUGCCAUCACCUGUGGCUGGAGUGAUUGAGGAGUUAUUUGUUGCUGAUGGCGAUACCGUAAACCCUGGACAGCAGUUAUGUAGAAUAAAAAUAGGAGCUGCCUCUUCUAAGCCAGCUGCAGCAGCUACAACACCACCUCCACAGAAAGCCGCAGCACCACCCCCUCCAGAGCCAGCUGCAGCAGCAGCAGCAGCACCACCCCCAACACCGUCUAUGGCUGGACCCAUCCCAACUAGUCCUCCUCCUGUACAGCCUCUUCCUACAGGACCAAAGACGUCAAAGCCUACCUCUUCCAUCAAGCCUUCGCAAGCACCUCAGUUACAGCCUAUGAUGGGUACCAGGUCAGAGCAGAGGAUUAAGAUGAACCGUAUGAGACUGCGUAUUGCCGAGAGGUUGAAGGAGGCACAGAAUUCAUGUGCAAUGCUAACAACCUUUAAUGAGAUAGAUAUGGGUAAUAUUAUGGGAAUGCGAGGUAAACACAAGGAAGCUUUUAUGAAGAAGUUUGGCCUCAAGCUUGGCUUCAUGUCUGCCUUUGUGAAGGCCUCAGCCUAUGCUCUCCAAGACCAGCCAGUAGUGAAUGCUGUCAUAGAUGAAACUGAAAUAGUUUACCGUGAUUACGUGGACAUCAGUGUAGCAGUGGCUACUCCAAAGGGUCUAGUAGUUCCUGUGAUACGAAAUGUUGAGAAGAUGAAUUAUGCAGACAUAGAGAAAGCCAUUAAUGAUCUUGGAGAGAAGGCAAGAGCUGGUUCUCUAGCUGUUGAAGACAUGGAUGGUGGUACCUUCACCAUCAGCAAUGGUGGCGUGUUCGGAUCAAUGUUUGGGACGCCAAUUAUUAAUCCUCCUCAGUCAGCAAUUCUUGGCAUGCAUGGUAUUUUCGACAGACCUGUGGCUAUCGGUGGUAAGGUUGAGAUUCGUCCAAUGAUGUAUGUUGCUUUAACUUACGAUCACCGAUUGAUUGAUGGUCGUGAAGCCGUUUUCUUCUUAAGAAAAAUUAAAUCUGCAGUUGAAGAUCCAAGAACGAUAUUACUAGAUAUAUAAAAUUUAAGUUGUAAAAUAUUUUGCCUUCAAGACAGCUGCUAGUGAGGAAAAUGGGUCAUUUUAUGUUCCUGAGUCUCAGUUUGUGUGAUUUGAGGUCAAAUGUGGGUUUUACUUAGGUUUGUCAGUUUUAUUUUUCUUGUAGAUUAUACAGGGUUUGACCUCAUAAUUAUGUUUGGCUACUAUUAUCCGUGUUAGGCUGCCUGAAACAUAUUUUGGUAGUUACACAUGCAACCAAAUAUUUUUCUCCAGUAAUUGACAUCAAAAUUAGUUUUAUAUGUUUACAUCAAAAAAUAUUUUGAAUGUCGUAAGAUAAUUAGUGGGCCAUUAAAUGUGUAGACUAGUCCGUUUGUGUCACGUCUUUACGGAGUGAAAAGGUGAGAUAUAGGUAUUACUUUUCCAGGGGUUGCGACAACAGCAUCAACUUUUACAUUAAAGUUUCACAUUUCGAUCCAUUUCUCACAAACUAGAAGUCCUAGAUCAGUGAAACUUGGUUUAUAGUUGCACUGAAAACGUUUAUGGUAGGCGAGACAUUUAAUGCUGCAGAAUUAAUUUUUCAUCCUCUCUGUGUAAAGUAAAUAAAAGCCUUUGUAUUACAUCUAAGCCAAAAUAAAAUGCAUAUGGAACUGGCCUAGCAGGUCUUUAAAAACACUAGCAUUAUAUUACAUUAUAUUACAUUAUAUUACAUUCACUGUUACAGUUUGUAAAUAUAUAGUAAUUUUUGUUCUUGUGUAAUAUAUUAUUUGGUUACUAAAAUAUGUAGCCAUCUCACUGUAAAUCUCUUUCUUACUGAUACUUCAGAACUUCUGAUGCAUAAUCAAAUAAUAAAUGUGAGACUUUCAACUGCUGGUGACAGUAGUUUCUGACAUUUGUAGGCCUUUCGUUUCUUGUCUCCAGGAUAAGAUAAUUAUACUGCCCUUUUCAUUCAUCACUCAGUUCCGAUUUAGAAUUCGUCCAUUUAACUGGAUGGACAUAAUCACUUUGGUAGAUCUAUUUUGUGAAAUACAUUCAUAAUAAGCUUUAAGUACAGAUAUAUUAAAAUUGCUAUCCAAGUAUUGAUUUUUUCAUUGAGAAUACGGUCACAAGGCUUACAGGAAGUUUUAGUCAUCGAAACCUAAAUUCAUGAAAAUACUCUUUCACUAAGAUACUAUCUGGUUUGAAAAAUGUACAAAGUAUAUAGUCACUGUUCACAAACUGGCCACUGUAAAUUAUUAUUUUUCAGAAACCAGUAAUGUUAAAAUUGUAAUUUGAAUUGCAUACAAUAUAAUAAUAAUAAUCGAUGCUAUUUGGGCAUGCCAAUAAUUGAAUAUAUAUACUGUAAUUGUGGCAUAAACAGCAUCAUGCUUCCUUACUCAUUUGUAAGAUAAUUUCUUUGGUUUCAUUUGUUGUUUGUUUUUGUCUUAUUAAAGUAUUUUGUAUGUAAGUAUCUGAUUGGCUUUCUUUCAUUAUGAUUUUGACUGGUCUGUACAUGGGUGAUAAGGUAGUAAGUAAUAUACUGAUAAGUAUGUAGUCCUUCCUGUACAGUGCCCUGAAAUAAUAGCUGUUCAAUGCAGCCUCUGUCAUUUCUGUUUAUACUGAAAAUGUGCAUAUUUAUUUACAUUAAGUUUAUUUAUGAAACACAGUAUUUUUAACUGAAUGUAUAAAGUUAAUUCUAACUUAAUGUGUAAUAAAAUGGCUUUGAUUGUAA